AUGAUAUCUCAACAACAAACCCCAGCUGCAACUCCAUUAAGAAAUAUCUAUAAUAUGAGUGCUCAUCAUCAACAUCAUCAGCAACAACAUAUGACGCCAAACACUAAUAAAAAACUCCCUUUGAUCGUCGAUAUUGCCCUCGAUGAUAAUGGUAAACAAUUAUAUCAAGUCCAUGAAUCUUCCAAGUUGGUAAGAAAAGAAAUGCCAAGAUCAACUAAUUUCUCUGCUACUGUCACAAAUACAAAUCUUGAUUCAGAUCUCAAUAAUCCCGAAUCUUCAAUUAAACAAGAAUAUCAUGAUGAUCAUGAUUCUGAAAAUAUACUUAAAACUCCCAGCAAUAAAUUCUUAGGUACAUUAUCACCAAACUCAUCUCAAUCAUUUAAUCAUCAAUCAAUCCAAGAUCAUCAUCAUCAUAUUGGUGAUAUCUAUUCAGGUUAUACAUCAGAAGAAAACAAUCAAAAUAGUCAUUCUCCUGAUCACUCAAAUAGAUCUUCAUACUUAUCUGCUUCUUCUUCUUCCGCUAAGGCCACCGCUACCGCUAAUGAUAAUGAUAUUUGGUCUGAUGAUGUUGAACAAGCUUUUGAAGAAGUUUUAAGAAUUAUACCAAAAAAUGGGUUAAAUAAAAUCAAAAUAAGUGGUAGAUCGUGUGGUAGAAAUGAAUUAAUUAGUGAUUAUAUCUAUACCAAGACUGGGAAAUUUAGAUCAAGAAAACAAGUAAGUUCUCAUAUUCAAGUGAUUAAGAAUUUAGGUCAAAAAUCAGAUAUUAUUCAUUUAAUUAAUAAAGGUCCUACAUUUGAAUCAAUUGAACAACAAACUGAAUGUAAUAAAAAGUUUGAAGAAAUAUUUUCCAAAAUUAAUUUAAGUAAAUCAUUAGGUUUCAAUGAUGGUACUUCAUCUUCAACUUCCAUCAUCCCAAAUUCUAGUAUUACUUCAACUAUUCCACCUGCUAAAAGAUCCCUUAGUAAUGAUGAAAGAAUGUUAAAGAGAAAGAGAAUUACAAUGACUAACCCAUUGGAUAUUAAAUUUGAAAAUUUUUUCAUGUCAGUUUAUGAUAAAUUUUUUACAAAUCCUAUAAUCUUUACUUUACAAGAUUCUACCACGAUUCCAAUUACAGCUUCACCAACAUUGAGAGCUUCACCUUCAACUAUUGGAUCUCCUCAACAACAACCAAUUAAGAAAAUUAAACAAAAUUCGAAUAUAUCAGUCAGAUUUCCUGGAUUGAUGGAUUUUCAAAAUUGUGCUAAUAUUCCAAUUUUUCAUAAUAUGGUUAAAAUAGUUUAUCCUCAAAAUUUAACCCCUGAUUAUGAUUUUGAUCUUGGGUUUAGAUCGAAUUUCAGUCUUAAAUGUAAUCAACUUGAUGAAAUUGCCAAUCAACAUUAUUCAUUAUAUACUAGCAUUUAUUCAUUUGGUAAACAGGUUUUAACAUUUACUGAAGAUGAUUUUAAACUUAAUCAAGAUUAUCCAUUUUUAAUUAAAUUUUGGAAAUUCUUCUUAUCAAAUUUGAAUAAUAAAGAUUUGAAUGAAAUUAAUAUUGCUUUCAAAGGUAUGACUAUAAAACAAAUCAUUUAUGAAUCUGAUAGAUUGGUUAAUUCAGAUAUAACUCCUAAUAAUAAAGUUUCAAAACUGAAAAUCAAAUUGAUUCUUUUAUGGGAAUUCGCUCAUGUUGAUGAUUUGAAAGAUGCUGUUACAACCACAAGUAAAUUAAUCUUACCUUCUCAACUGGGUAAUAUCGAAUCUUCAAAUGAAAAUAUUGUUAGUCAAGUAUUAGAUUAUUCAAUUCCUCAUCCAUCCUCACAAUCAGCUCAAAUACAACAAAUGCAUCCUAAUCAACCUAUGUCAUUACCACAACAACAACAUCAACCUCAUCCGAUGGUUUCAUCGUCAACCUAUUCUGAAGCUUCAUUUUCAAUUGUUGAACAACCUCAAUACGAUGCUCAACAGAAUUAUAUGUAUCCAACUCCUUCUACAACUACAUUGGGUACUAAUCAGUCUAUGAAUACUAAUAGCUCAUUCGUUGAUUUGAGUCAAAUGAAUGUACAAAGGAAGUUCCAACAAUUACAACAACAACAGCAACAACAACAACAAAAUCAGCAAGGUGUUUCAAUUUCCCAAUCUCAAUCUUUUGGUCAAUAUCCUUAUCAAACCCCAAUGUCGGUAGUAAGUCCUCAGCUCCAUCAUACUAAUACUGGUAUGAUGCAAUCAUUCUCAGCACCAUUAGCGCCACCCCCACCUCCACAACCACAACAACAAGAGGUUCUAAAUACAAAUUCGAUCAAUUUAGAUCUUGGUGUUAUCCCAACAUCUUCUACAGCUGCUAAUCCUGAUUAUCAACAAUUACAGAAUUAUCCCAAUGACGGCUUCAUUCAUGACUUCAACAGAUGA
Scheffersomyces coipomensis is the source of this 2382-nucleotide messenger RNA. RefSeq names its product transcription factor TEC1 (gene TEC1). NCBI's taxonomy places the organism in Eukaryota, Fungi, Ascomycota, Pichiomycetes, Serinales, Debaryomycetaceae. Gene Ontology annotation, biological process: regulation of transcription by RNA polymerase II. Gene Ontology annotation, cellular component: transcription regulator complex. Bases 1 to 2382 code for a protein of 793 amino acids. The transcript has a single exon. Gene Ontology annotation, molecular function: DNA-binding transcription factor activity, RNA polymerase II-specific; RNA polymerase II cis-regulatory region sequence-specific DNA binding. The record is from RefSeq and is a predicted model, not a curated record.